UGAAACCUCAUAACGAAACUGCAAAAACAAUUAAUUUUUAGUUCAAUCUUGCAAAAAUGAACAAAUUAACAACGUAUACUAUAAAAGAAAUACAUAAAGCUUAUCGCGAUAAACUUCUGACACCGACAAGUUUCGUAGAUUUAUGUUUACAAAAUGCAAAACAAAACCGUGAUUUAAACGCAUUUGUGACUUUAACCGAAGAUGUAGCUGAAAACCAUGGGAUUGAGAGUGAAAAGCGCUUCUAUAUCGAUAAGGAAACUAAACCUCUGGAUGGUAUUACCGUCGGUAUGAAAGAUAAUUUUUGCACUAAAAAUAUACGUACAACAUGCGCAUCGAAUAUGCUUUUAAACUUCGUACCAACGUAUGAUGCUACGGUAUAUUCAAGAUUACGUGAUGCAGGAGCCUGUCUGAUAGGAAAAUGUAAUUUAGAUGAGUUUGCUAUGGGUGCGGGCACUGUUGACUCUAUAUUUGGUCCAACUCGUAAUCCUUGGGGAUAUAAAGCCUGCUGGAGGAUUGCUGGAGGGAGCUCAGGGGGCAGUGCUGUAGCCGUCAGCUCUGGAGCUUGUGUAGCUGCCAUCGGAUCAGACACUGGUGGUUCAACAAGAAACCCAGCGGCACUUUGUGGUAUUGUUGGCUUAAAACCGACAUAUGGUCUAGUUUCAAGAUAUGGAUUAAUACCUCUAGUUAACUCAAUGGAUGUACCAGGCAUUAUGACUAGAAAAGUAGAUGAUGCUGUCAAUAUCUUAAACUGUGUUGCUGGGCCUGAUGAAUUAGAUUCAACAACAAUUAAAAAAGAAUUUAGUCCAAUCAAUUUGGAUAACAAUUUUGAUAUGUCAAAAAUUAAAAUAGGGAUUCCUAAAGAGUAUCACUAUCCAGGAAUGUCAGAAGAUAUAGUAGAUACUUGGAGAUUAGUCACAAAUUUGCUGGAAAAUGAACAGGCAACAGUUCAAACGGUUUCCAUGCCAAACACAUCAGUGUCAAUAGCGGUAUACUCAAUAUUAAACCAAUGUGAAGUUGCUAGCAACAUGGCAAGGUACGAUGGAAUUGAAUACGGACUUAGGACCAAAGAAGACUACUCAACUGAAGAGCUUUAUGCUUCAUCUCGCUCCGAAGGCUUCAACCAAGUUGUCCGAUCUCGCAUUUUCGCCGGCAACUACUUCUUACUGACAAGAAAUUACGAAAAGUAUUUCAUAAAAGCUUUAAAGCUUCGUAGAAUGAUUACAGAUGACUUUAAAAAGGUUUUCAAAGAAGUCGAUUUGCUUGUGACUCCGACAACAUUGUCAGAUGCUCCUUUAUUGGAUGAAUUUGUGUCAAAGCAUAAUCGGGACCAGUGUGCGUUCCAAGAUUACUGCACGCAGCCUGCGAACAUGGCUGGAAUACCAGCUGUUUCAAUACCAAUAAGACUUUCAAAGAACAGGAUGCCAUUGUCUAUACAAUUGAUGGGACCUAAUUUGUCGGAAGAGUUACUUCUGAAUGUGGCAAAGAGAUUAGAGACACUUGUUGAUUUUCCUAGUUUAGAAGUAGUUUAAUUUAGUUAAUAAAGUUAUGUUUA
Molecule: messenger RNA, 1552 nt
Organism: Leguminivora glycinivorella
Lineage: Eukaryota; Metazoa; Arthropoda; Insecta; Lepidoptera; Tortricidae
Gene: GatA
Product: glutamyl-tRNA(Gln) amidotransferase subunit A, mitochondrial
Exons: 1
Coding region: 57-1529 (490 amino acids)
Biological process (GO): mitochondrial translation; glutaminyl-tRNAGln biosynthesis via transamidation
Cellular component (GO): glutamyl-tRNA(Gln) amidotransferase complex; mitochondrion
Molecular function (GO): glutaminyl-tRNA synthase (glutamine-hydrolyzing) activity
Source: RefSeq, a predicted model, not a curated record